Messenger RNA from Rotaria sordida, 1020 nucleotides. The record is from the annotation of a GenBank genome assembly. Lineage: Eukaryota; Metazoa; Rotifera; Eurotatoria; Philodinida; Philodinidae.
AUGAAGUUAAGCUUUAAUAGAACUACGAUAGAUGAAUGGCGAAAAUGGAUAGGUGUUAUUUGGUUUGUAAUUGAAGUUAAUCUAACCACUGGAAAUAUUUUUGGAUUUCCAGCGCUUUUCAAAGUAUUACCACAAUACGGAGUCUAUAGCAGUUAUUGUCAAUCAUCGAAUUCAACUAAUUCAACAGAACAUGGUUGUAAUCAACAAACACAUCAAUACCAAAGUGCAUUGACUUUAGGUAUAAUUUUUUUUAAUUUACCAUCAGUGUUUGUUGGUAUAUUAAUUGAUAUAUACGGUGCUCGUUUUACAAAAUUAAUCGGAAUAAUAUUUCAUGUUAUAGGAUGGUUAGCAUUGGCUCUUGUUAAAUCUGAUAAGAAUAAAUUAUCAUUGUCUCAAUUAUCUUAUAUAUGGAUGUCAUAUGGAAUAGUGAUGUUUUUCUCAGCGUUUCUUUUUCUUGAUUGGAAAUUUCCAAUAUUAAAUCUUGGAUAUACAUUCGAUUCAAAAUUAAAACAAACUAUAACGACACCAGUAGAUGAAGUGCAUAGUAAAACAAAAUGGUAUGAACAAAUUUAUCGACGUAUUGGACUUUGGGAACAUUUAACAAAUCCUUUAUAUAUUGUGGUUGUUCUUUACUUAGGCUUUUUAUUAAUGCCAAAUAUUCUUUUAUCAGUUACUUGGUAUCCAUGGGUCUAUUAUAUCAAUCAUAAUGAUAUAAAAAUAAGUGAUAACUAUACAUUUGUAUUCAAUAUGGCAGCAUUAUCCCAGAUUGCUCUUUGUCCAAUGGUUGGUUUUCUUCUUUCAUUUCGGGCAAAUCGAAGUUUAAAACAAAAACUCUUGAAUGCCGCGAUUGCUCAAACAUGUUCAUGGAUUUUAAAUAUAAUAUUCUGUAUCAUUUGCAUGUUCGUCAAUAGUUCUUUUAUUAUUCCUGCAUUAAUUUUUAACUAUAUUGCACGUUCAGCAAUUGUAGCUGGUUCACAAGCAGUCAUUACUACUUUGCAUGGCUCAUCGUUUUGGGAUUAA